AUGGAGGGUGGGGAUGUGUUUAGAGUUAGCAGUGCACGUAUAAGUAGUUCUAACAUAUGGAGGACAAGCGGUAGAGAUAUAUUUUCAAGGUCUUCAGUGGAAGAAGAUGAUGAAGAAGCAUUGAAAUGGGCAGCUAUAGAGAAACUACCAACAAAUCUCCGACUGGAAAGAGGCAUACUAACUGAAGAGAAAGGCCAACCGAGAGAAAUUGAUAUCAAGAAUCUUGGAUUGGUUGAGAAAAGGAAUCUCCUCGAGAGGCUUGUGAAAAUCGCGGAGGAAGAUAAUGAGAAGUUCUUGUUGAAACUCAAGGAUCGUAUUGACCGAGUUGGAAUUCAACUUCCCACUAUCGAGGUUCGGUUUGAGCAUUUAAACAUUGAUGCAGAAGCCUAUGUUGGAGGCAGGGCACUGCCUACCGUAUUCAACUUUAUUGUCAACAUCAUGGAGGGAUCCUUAAAUUAUAUGCACCUUCUUCCAAGUAGAAAGAUCCCGUUACCAAUCCUUCAUGAUGUCAGUGGUAUUAUUAAGCCUGGGAGAAUGACAUUGCUUUUAGGCCCACCAAGCUCCGGAAAAACAACACUGCUUUUGGCUUUGGCUGGAAAACUUGGAUCAGACUUAAAAGUAUCUGGUAGAGUAACUUACAAUGGACAUGAAAUGCAUGAGUUUGUCCCACAAAGAUCAUCGGCUUAUAUAAGUCAACAUGACCUUCAUAUUGGAGAAAUGACAGUCAGAGAAACACUAGCGUUCUCCGCCAGAUGUCAAGGAGUUGGAGCAAGUUAUGAAAUGUUGGCAGAAUUGUCGAGGAGAGAGAAGGAAGCAAACAUUAAGCCGGAUCCUGAUCUUGACAUCUACAUGAAGGCAGCAUCGCUAGAAGGACAAGAGGCUAGUGUUGUCACCGAGUAUGUUAUCAAGAUUUUAGGCCUUGAAGUAUGUGCUGAUACCAUAGUAGGGGAUGAAAUGUUCAGAGGUAUUUCUGGAGGGCAAAAAAAGCGAGUCACUACUGGGGAAAUGUUGGUUGGACCAGCAAGGGCGUUGUUCAUGGAUGAGAUAUCAACUGGAUUGGACAGUUCAACAACUUUUCAAAUAGUGAAUUCGAUCAGGCAAUCAAUCCACAUUCUUCAGGGAACUUCUAUAAUAUCACUCCUCCAACCUGCACCAGAAACGUAUGACUUAUUUGAUGAUAUCAUCCUUCUCUCGGAUGGACAAAUUGUUUACCAAGGUCCCCGUGAGAAUGUGCUAGAGUUUUUUGAGUACAUGGGAUUCAAAUGUCCCGAGAGGAAAGGAGUUGCAGACUUUUUACAAGAAGUGACAUCCAAGAAAGAUCAGGAGCAGUACUGGAUACGAAGAGAAGACCCUUACAGUUUCAUUACUUCAAAAGAAUUUGCAGAAGCAUUUCAGUCAUUCCAUGUUGGAAGAAGGCUAGGGGAUGAACUUUCUACUCCGUUUGACAGAACCAAGAGCCACCCAGCUGCUUUAACUACAAAGAAGUUCGGUGUUAACAAAAAGGAAUUAUUAAAAGCUUGCAUAUCUAGAGAGUACUUGCUUAUGAAAAGAAACUCCUUUGUGUAUAUAUUCAAGAUGACACAGCUUAUUUUCAUGGCUACUAUAACAAUGACACUAUUCCUAAGGACCGAGAUGCCAAAAAAUACAUUGAUUGAUGGUACAAUUUUCAUGGGGGCAUUGUUUUUCACGUUAGUCAUGAUUACAUUCAACGGAUUCUCAGAGCUAGCCUUGAGCAUUAUCAAGCUUCCCGUGUUUUACAAACAAAGAGACCUUCUCUUCUUUCCUGCUUGGGCAUACUCUAUACCCACAUGGAUUCUCAAGAUCCCUGUGACAAUUGUUGAGGUUGCCACUUGGGUAAUUAUGACUUAUUAUGUCAUAGGAUUUGAUCCUGAUGCCGGAAGGUUCUUCAAACAAUUGAUGUUGCUCAUAUGCAUUCACCAGAUGUCGUCUGCUCUAUUUCGUUUCAUAGGGGCAUUAGGGAGAAAUAUCAUUGUGGCCAACACAUUUGGCUCAUUUGGAUUGCUUACUAUUUUUGUUCUUGGUGGAUUCAUCUUGGCACGAGAUGAUAUACAAAAGUGGUGGAUAUGGUGUUAUUGGUUUUCACCUAUGAUGUACGGACAGAAUGGUAUGGCUGUCAAUGAAUUCCUUGGAAAGAGUUGGAAUAAAGUUUUACCCAACUCCACAGAAACAAUUGGUGUCUCUGUCCUUAAGUCUCGUGGAAUUUUCCCAGAAGCAAAAUGGUAUUGGAUAGCCGUAGCUGCUUCAGUUGGAUACAUUUUCCUCUUCAAUAUCUGCUUCACCUUGGCUCUUGAAUACCUCAAUCCCUUUGGGAAUCCUCAGGCAGUUCUAUCCGAAGAAAGCUUGGCUGAGAGAACAGCUAUGAAAACAGAACCAAUGCAUGCCUUAAUCACUGAAUCUGUAGUAACAUUAUCUAUAUUAAAAAAUGCAGAAAGAAAAAGUGAAGUUCGAAGAAAUGCAUCGUCUAUGUCAAUGUCAUCAAGAGUGGGCAGUAUUAAUGGAACAGAUCAGACCAAGAAGCGUGGAAUGGUUCUACCUUUUGUGCCCCUUUCCAUCACAUUUGAUGACAUAAAAUAUGCAGUGGAUAUGCCUCAGGAAAUGAAAGCUCAAGGUGUAUCCCGAGACCGGCUAGAACUACUAAAGGGUGUGAGUGGUGCUUUUAGGCCAGGAGUUCUCACAGCUCUGAUGGGGAUUAGUGGUGCUGGUAAGACCACCUUAAUGGAUGUUUUAGCUGGAAGGAAAACAGGUGGAUAUAUCGACGGAAGAAUCAGUAUCUCUGGGUACCCAAAGAAGCAAGAAACAUUUGCUCGCAUAGCAGGAUAUUGUGAGCAAACUGAUAUUCACUCCCCUCACGUCACAAUCUAUGAGUCCUUGCAAUAUUCUGCAUGGCUCCGGUUACCUCCUGAAGUUGAUUCAGCAACCAGAGAGAUGUUCGUUGAGGAGGUGAUGGAGCUUGUGGAGCUGAUUCCACUUAGGGAAGCACUUGUGGGGUUACCUGGAGUGAACGGGCUUUCAACAGAACAGCGGAAGAGGCUGACGAUUGCAGUAGAGCUAGUAGCAAACCCAUCUAUAAUUUUUAUGGAUGAGCCCACAUCAGGACUUGAUGCAAGAGCAGCAGCAAUAGUCAUGAGAACAGUUAGAAACACAGUUGACACAGGAAGAACAGUGGUCUGCACCAUACAUCAGCCAAGUAUCGACAUCUUUGAUGCUUUUGAUGAGCUUUUUCUUUUAAAAAGAGGAGGUGAAGAAAUAUAUGUCGGUCCAUUAGGACGCCAUUCUUCGCAAUUAAUUACGUACUUUGAGGAAAUAGAAGGAGUGAAUAAAAUUAAAGACGGUUACAAUCCUGCAACUUGGAUGUUAGAAGUGACUUCAGCAGCACAUGAAGCAACUCUAGGGGUUAACUUCGCAGAAGUGUACAAGAACUCCGAACUAUACAAGAGAAAUAAAGAGACGAUAAAGGAAAGUAGCCGGCCUAUACCUGGUUCUGCUGAUAUACAGUUCCGCACUCAGUAUUCGCAAUCUUUUUGGACGCAAUGUAUGGCAUGUCUGUGGAAACAGCAUUGGUCAUAUUGGCGAAACCCUCCAUACACUGCAGUGCGUUUCUUAUUUACAACCUUUAUAGCUUUGAUGUUUGGCACAAUCUUCUGGGAUAUGGGCUCCAAAAGAGAAAAGCAACAAGAUCUUUUUAACGCGAUGGGUUCUAUGUAUGCUGCUAUACUCUUUAUCGGAGUACAAAAUGCUACAUCAGUGCAGCCAGUUGUUUCCAUCGAAAGAACAGUCUUUUACAGGGAAAGAGCUGCUGGGAUGUAUUCAGCUUUGCCAUAUGCUUUCGGACAGGUUAUGAUCGAGAUCCCAUACAUCUUUGUUCAGACUAUUGUCUAUGGGAUCAUCGUAUACGCAAUGAUUGGAUUCGAGUGGACAGCAGUCAAGUUCUUUUGGUAUCUCUUCUUUAUGUACUUCACCUUCUUGUACUUCACGUUUUAUGGGAUGAUGACGGUUGCAGUAACGCCAAACCACAACUUUGCUGCUAUCAUCUCAUCGGCAUUUUACGCAAUAUGGAAUCUGUUUUCCGGGUUCAUUGUUCCAAGGACGAGGAUGCCCAUAUGGUGGAGAUGGUAUUAUUAUAUCUGUCCUAUCGCUUGGACAUUAUAUGGGUUGGUUGCUUCACAGUUUGGGGACAUAACAGACAAGCUUGAUACAGGCGAAACAGUUGCAGAGUUUGUCCACAGUUUUUAUGGGUUUGAAUACGACUUUAUACGAUAUGUAGCAGUAAUCAUUGUUGGAUUUACUGUCCUGUUUGGAUUCAUUUUCGCAUAUUCCAUCAAGGCAUUUAACUUCCAAAAACGGUAGUAAAAGAUCAUCAAGUCCAUCAACAACGAGAUCGUGGAAGUACAGGAAGCAAUUGGCAGUAUGUAAAUCAAGAAACUUGUUUCAUUUUCUAGCAUUCUAUUAGUUAGUUGAUGUCAUUAGCCCAAAUCUAUGUCCUAAUGACUACAGAGUUAUGAGUCCUUA
This is a messenger RNA of Cynara cardunculus var. scolymus (artichoke), 4530 nucleotides long. Its product is annotated as pleiotropic drug resistance protein 1-like. The record is from RefSeq and is a predicted model, not a curated record. The coding region runs from base 1 to 4368 and encodes 1455 amino acids. Gene Ontology annotation, molecular function: ABC-type transporter activity; ATP hydrolysis activity; ATP binding. The transcript is spliced from 23 exons. NCBI's taxonomy places the organism in Eukaryota, Viridiplantae, Streptophyta, Magnoliopsida, Asterales, Asteraceae. Gene Ontology annotation, cellular component: membrane.